Messenger RNA from Bursaphelenchus xylophilus (pine wood nematode), 1315 nucleotides. Lineage: Eukaryota; Metazoa; Nematoda; Chromadorea; Rhabditida; Aphelenchoididae. The record is from the annotation of a GenBank genome assembly.
AUGGGAUUUGGCAAGGACAUGCCUAAAAUAAUACUAGAGCUAUUCCAAAUUCAUCUUUUCCUCAUCAUCUUCUUGUUCCAUCCCUUUAUCGUUGGUGGAUUAUUGAUUUAUUUGGCAUUCACUCCGUAUUGGUGGGCGUCAUUACUGUACAUAGUAUGGACGUGGUACCAAUGGGGAGCCGAAGUUCAUUAUGUCAAGCCUUGGGAAUGGAUGAGAAAUCAUCGGUUCUGGGAUCAUGUCAGUGGUUACUUCCCACUGACCAUUGUCAAAACUGCAGAGUUGCCGCCAGGCCAUAAUUAUAUUCUUGCGUAGGUCAUCUGAGUUAAAGUUACAGUGGGGGACCUGAUCCAGCAGCAAAAAACGUACCAUUUGGCAUCCGGGAAGUAUCAAAAAUGUGGCAAAAUGCUUCCUCUUGGACAGGGAAGCAUUUUGCCACCUUUUUGAUCCUUCCCGGAUGCAAAAUGGCACGUUUUUUGCUGCUGGAUCAGGUCCCCCACUGUACAGCUUCCAAGACACUAACACAACAAAAAAACUUCUAAAAAUACGCAUGUUUUUCAGCUGGCAUCCCCAUGGAAUUGUCUCGAUCGCUGCGGUGGUUGCCAUGUGUUCAGAUGGCGCCAGAUUCACCGAGAAAUUCCCUGGGAUCACCCGUCAUCUGUCCACCCUGACCUCUCAAUUCAACGUCCCUCUCCGUCGUCCAAUCCUCAGCGCUUUCGGAGUGAUUCCGGCUUCAUUUGGCUUUAUAAACCGACUAUUCGCUUCGAGCCCAAGAGGAAAUGCGGUCUGUUUGGUUGUUGGUGGAGCCGAAGAGGCGUUGGAGAGCCAUUCGAAUGUCUACAGAUUGUGUCUGAAGGAGCGAAAGGGAUUCUGCAGGAUGGCCUUGAUUUCCGGCGCCCAUAUUGUGCCGGUUUAUGCGUUUGGAGAGACCGGAGGCUACAAUCAAGCCUGGAAUCCGGUGGGCUCAUCUCUGAGGGCGUUCCAGGCCAAGAUGAAGAAACUGAUCGGGUUCAGUCUGGUGAUCCCUUAUGGCCGAGAAAUUUUUCCCGGAAUACCAAGUAUAACACCAUUCCAAGGAGAGAUCGUAGCGGUUUGUAAGUUUGCUUUAUGAUCAUUUGAUUUCAAAUUCUUCUCAGAAAAGGUCUAAUAGCCACCUCUUACAGUCGGCCAGCCAAUCCCCAUUACGAAAACGGAUAAUCCAACCCAAGAGCAAGUCAAUCAACUCCAUUCCUUGUACAAAUCGAAGCUCAUAGAAUUAUUCGAAACCCACAAAACCAAGUAUGGAGUGCCCUCGAACGCUCAAUUGGAAUUCUACUAG